GGCGGCCGGGGUGUUCCCUUCGCAGCCGGCUCGGGGGCCGUAGGCUAGUGCCGCUGCCAGGAGCCUCCAUGGGGCGGCGCAGGGAGCUGUGACUGACUCGCCCUCCCCCAGCCCGGAGCCAGCCGCAGGAGGCGGCUGCGGAGAGAGACCGAGCGGACCCCCCUGCUCCCCGGCCGGCAGCCCAUGAGCAGCGCGUCCCGCUCCCCAGUCUCGGUCACCGGCGCAGGAAGGAGCCGAGCCCGGCCGCGGCGGCUCGUUUCCCGGCUCCCGGGCUCUGCCCUGGAUGGUGCCCGGCCCUGCCGCGCGCGGGGCUCCCGGGCGGGGAUCGUAGCUCCCUAGCGCCGCUCCCUGCCUGCUGAUGUCGGCGUGGCUGAGCCGGGCGGCGCUGCUGCUGGGGCGGCCGGGGGGCCCCGCCGCCGCCGCCCCCUUCUGCCUGGGCUCCUUACGGGCCCCGCGCUGCUGCCGCCGCCUGGCCACCCUGCGCGGCGGGGCCGAGGGGCUGCGCCUUCCCCCGGCCUCGGGGCUGGCGCCGCCCGGCCGCCCGCGGGCGCUGGGCACCCACCCGAAGAAGGAGCCGAUUGAGGCGCUGAACACGGCGCAGGGCGCCCGCGACUUCAUCUACAGCCUGCACUCCACCGAGCGGAGCUGCCUGCUGCGGGAGCUGCACCGCUUCGAGUCCAUCGCCAUCGCGCAAGAGAAGUUGGAAGUUGCACCACCAUCCCCAGGACAGCUGAAACACGUGUUCUUCCACAAUGCAAUACCUUUUGUAGGGUUUGGAUUCUUGGAUAAUGCAAUUAUGAUAGCUGCGGGAACCCAAAUAGAAUUAUCGAUUGGAGUUGUCCUGGGAAUAACAACUAUGGCAGCUGCUGCUUUGGGAAAUCUUGUUUCAGAUUUAGCUGGACUUGGUCUUGCAGGCUAUGUUGAAGCUCUGGCUUCGAGAAUGGGCCUGUCAAUUCCUGAUCUGACACCCAAGCAAGCAGAUAUGUGGCAAACACGUCUUAGUGCACACGUGGGUAAAGCUAUUGGAGUGACCAUUGGCUGCCUUUUAGGAAUGUUUCCUUUGUUCUUCUUUGGAGAUGAAGAAAAAAAACUGGAAGAGAAAAAUUAACCUUUUUACAAUACAAAUAAAAAUGUAAACUAAUGUACCUCAAUUAUUCAAUUAUGCUGUCAGAAUAUUUAGGAAUUAACUGACAGUAACAAUGUAUAGACUUGGGAACAAAACAUUCAGCAUGUUGUUUUAUGAAUAGACUAAUUUAUUGUAGCUGUGUCUUAUUCAGUACAUCUUUUUAUAAGAUACCAUUUAGCUUUUUAUUUAAUGUAAAUUGUUGAAAUGUUUUCACUUAUAGUAGCAACUGACGUUUACCGAUUCCCUCUCACCUUCAUCCUGUAACAGGAUUAUUACUUAAUUGCCUGCUCUGGAUGUACUGUGCAGAUUUUGGGUUUCCGUGACUGCUGCCUAACUUGUAAGUGCAUGCCAAAAAGGGUUCUUUUGCUGCUGCUCAGGUCCUCCAAUCCAGACUGUCAAUGGGGCCAGUUGGCGAGUGAUUUGGAAUGAUGUCAUUAAGCAUUCUUGCAGUUACUUUUCCCUUUGAGCUGCCAUUUCACAUUGCCCCAGGAUAGACCUGUUUUAGCUACCCCCCACGGUUUGGUUUGCACUCCUACACAAUUCUAGCUAAUAUUGCUUGCAAGCCAUCCAUUACACGCCAUCACUUCUUGAGGAGGUAAGUAUUUAUUUAUAGUGGUGCCUUGUUACCAGGUUCAUCCUUCAGUGUUUAUACACAGUCACCCAAUUUUUUUUUUCCUGAAGCAGUAUUUUGAGAAUCAAGUUUAAAGUUAGUUUGUGGAAUAUCCCUUCUUUCAUCUAACCACCCACUCAAGUUACAGCACCUACUUCCAGUGAGCAUAACUUUCCUCUCUGCCUGAACUUUAACCAAACUCCAGGAAUUCCAGCUGAGCCCCUAAUGGAGUAAUUAUGUGCUACUGGCAACUGGAUCAAAACAAUAAAACUGUGUUUUGUACAGAAUAGCAGAUAGGUUGAGAAGAGCUGUAGACAAGGGGGGAUGUCUUAAGAUGAAAUUGGAAAAGGAGAGUUAUAUUUGAGGUGAUGAUACAGGAAGUCUUUUCCAGAUGAGUGCACAGGACAAAAAAUGAGGUUGCUCCCUUAUUGUUUCGAACACUUUGUGCAAAGGGUAUGAACCAAUGCUGUGUUCUGUCCGAGAAGGAUAUAACUUGAAGAUCGGUUUCAGUCAAAUUAAAUCAGAUUCCAGUGUGCCAACUCUGGACACUUUCCAGAUCUGCCAGUUCUACAUGCUUCCCUGUAGACUACAGAUUUUCAAACCAUUAUAUGGAUUUGUGGGGAAAACCUCUAAUAUAUGGGGAAAUAGCCUCUGUUUGGUUGCCUUUUCCUAUUCAUCUGCAUCAUGGGGAAGGAGAGCCAAUUGGAGCUGCUACACAAGCUGAUGGAUAGUCUGUGGAGCGCACAAGAGCUCUGCUCCGCUAUCUGUUAGCUGGUGAAAUGCUCAGCUCUUUGGUUUUAGAACUGACUGGGGAGUUGCUGCUUCCUGCCAGCUCUGCAGCUCCCCAUGUCCCCUUGACCUCCCCCAUCUGCCUACACGCAUUUGCCCUCCCAUGAGUCUCUAGCCACUGACAUCACCCUACCCACCAUGUCCCCAGCUUCUCUCUUACUUAGGUGUCUUCUGGGACAGGCCCUGAUGGCCUGCCCCUCCCCUCCAUAGGUCUUAGUGCGGUACCUGGCUGACUCCCCACCUCUAGUCAUUGGGAAGCUGCAAACAGGGAACCCAUUGCCUCCCAAAUCCCACAGAGUUCCACGGCCUUUAGAGGCAGGGACGUAGCCUCCCAGGCACUGAGCUCUGCUGACUUCAAUCAUACUAGCCAGGAGUAGCUCUACCCGGGGGGGGGGGGAGGGUUCCACCUAUUGCUGGCAAACUCCCAUAGGGGUGGAACUUUCUUCAGCAGACAGGGCUGGAGCCAUCUGAACUUAAUGCCUGCAGAGCCAGGGUGUGGAUUAGGCAGUGUCCCCCCACUUGGCAGUCCCCCAAACACGGGAGAGAGUGGGUAGCAGGUCCUCCCAAAGGCACAUAGGUGUGGGAGGCCAUUGGGGGAGUAAUGGGGGAGAGAGGAAAAGAAUAGGGAAUCAUAGGCCUGGGAUGGAACUUCCACGCAUGGAAUCCCCGUUCUUACCCUGGGCUCUGUCUAUGAAUGGUGAAGCCUAUGGUAUGCUUUCCCUCCUCUUGUGUAAUGUGGGAGCUGGCUUGGUGGAGGGUUUUGUGGGUGAUGGGAUGACUGCAUGGACUGAAUUGGGUAUGAGGUGCAGGGGUGUGUGUGUGUAAUGGAUGGGUGAUAUUGUUCAGCACGGGUGGGUGGAACAUACAUGGGUGUGUGAAGUGGGCAGGUGUGCAUGUACAAUUGGAGGAUGUGGGGCUGCAUGCAUAGAAUGAGUGGGUAUUGUGUGCGUAUGCCGAAUGGGUGAAAUGAAUGGGGGGGUUGGUGGAGGAGUGAGUUGUCUGGGUAGUAUAUGAGUAACGACGUUGGGUAGGAAGAUGGGAGGGAGUGAAAGUGGGUUUGAGAUGUAUGGAAUGAAUGUAUGAAGUGGACAUGCAUAGAACAAAUGGACACAUGUAUCUGAAUUUAUGCAUAUUUAUGCAUGUUCAUGCAACUAUAGCUAAAUUAAAAUCUACUGGGUUUUUUAUUUGCAAAUGUUUGCAGGCAUGGUUUCCUAAUUUAGAAACUCAAUCUGGUGGUCUCUCAAUCUUUCUGUUGAAAGCUGUUUUAAGAUGAAUGAGUGCUCAUGUCAAAAAUGCUUAACGGGUGGUUUCUCUGAUCGUCAAAUUGGAAAAAAAAAUCAGUCUGGAUUAGUGGAUCUGAUUUGCAGAAUAUAAUUCACAGUUAAAACUAGACCUUUGUUUAUUAUUUUCGCUGUGAAGGCAUUUAUUGGAAAAGCAGAUUUGUGGGUUUUUUCCUUUUUUGCCUUAUUAAUUUUACUUAUUUGCAUCCCUGUAUAAUUUUUUAUGUUUGUUGGUGAUUGAUAGUUGCAAUUACCAUAUGAAAUAUUUUUAAUAUUUCAGUAUAUGACCCAUCUGUACUAUAACUAUAAAUUCCUAAUAGUUGCUUACAAAGGAGAAGAUCCUCUCUAUGUACAAUAUGGAAGAAGAUACCAAAAGCAGGGUAGAUCUAGGGCACUUUAUUUUGGCAGCUCUGCAUCCUUAGAUGAGUUUUUCUAAUCUGUAGAAAAAUAGUAACAAUUACGUUAAAUCCCAUGAAACUAAGUGUUUUGUUUGCUGUUGGAAAGACUUUAUUAUUGCAGCCCUUAUUUGUUUAACAUGUUUGAUUAGCAGCUCACCUCCUUGGUGGUAAAUCUGAUCCCCCUCUUGACCACCUCCAGAGGCCCUGCCCCAGCGGUACCAGCCCUUUAAUCCUAAUGGAUGAAGAAGGAACAAAGAAAUGCUAUCAACUUUUUAAUAAGCUUUGAGAUAGUACUGCUAAAGCAGUGUCUCAGAAUUGCACUUCCCACAAAAAGAUGACUUUUCAUAAACUUUGUUAGUAUCCCCUUAAUAUGUAGUAUCAAUUCAAAUGUCCCUUGUUGUAGGAUAGUAUAAUCUUCCUUCCAGUAUAAGUUUGUGUUUUAUGUUGUGCUUGGAUGCUUUAAAAUUGAUCAUCCAGUAGUAGUUGUCUUGCCUGGAAAGGACACUUUGGUUUUCUUCCUCUGCAUAUGUACUCAGUUUGCAAGAAGCUUUUCUUCUUUUGACUACUGUUCUUUCCUAUUUUUUUCUUUACAAAGCUAUUAGUCCUUUUUUUUUUUUUUUUUUUUUUGUUAAGAUGGAGAACACACAAAAUGCAUUUUGGAUAGCAGUAUUUUUAUUUUACUAUGGACAUGCCAUAACUCAUCAAAGUGUAACAUGUUGCUGAAGAUAAGUACCAUACUCUAAUGUAUGGUACUUUGCACAGAGUAGUUUCAGCAAUGUUUCCCAUUACAAUAUUGGCAUUGGCAUUGAAAUUUUUAGGCACUACUCAAGCUUCUGUACUUCACUAACUGAUUAAAAUUGGAACACUAACUUCAUUCUCAUUAUUUUUGAGAGCUUGCAAGAACAAAUACAUAGCUAAAUUCAGCUGUUGUAGUAGUGGUCAUUUAAAAAUGACUAUUAAGUCUAUGUACUAUUGUUUAUUACCUUGUGCAUGUAAAUUGAGUGCAUUUUGUUGAUACUGUAUGGUAAACUAUUGUUCUGCAACCAAUGUUUUUAACAAGAAAAGAUGAACUAAAAGAUCUUCAAAGAAGUUAAUGUGAUUUUGUUUUAAAACUAUUGAGCUGGCCAUGAAAAAUUAUAAUGGGCAGGCAACACUGUGGUUGGAAAUAGACUUGUGUGUUUCAGACCAGCCGUGGACAGGGAGAUCAUGAAGGUGACUCCCUAGGUCUCCCAGGAUUUGGGAAAGGAAUAGUUAAUACUGUGGAUAAAAUCCUGCCACCUUUGUCACCAGUGGGGAAGCUCUCACAGUUUUCAGUGGGGCUAGAUGUCACCCUGUAUAUGGGAUGGCUCAACAAGGCUACAGGAUUAACCCUUGUGUACCUCAGUGGUGCGAAAAUAGGGGUUUGUGCCUAUUCAGUAUUGUGAAUCUCUCAGCAUGUGUUUUUAGUAAAUGAGUAUGGGCAAUCCUGAGUGCUCUGGCCCUGUUCUUAAAAACACAGAUUUGAAAAGACCAAGCAUAUAACAGAAGAACUACCAUGUUGUCCGUACAAGUUUUUUAAGAGACUUUGUUCUUACUCCAUUCAUUUAUUUCUAUCAGUUUUGUACUGUAUGUAAAAUGGGCCUUUAACAUUAAAAACUUGGUAGACGUGAAAUUGUUUAUAUUCUGAAAUGGUAUGUCUUUUAUUGUAACUUUAAAUUUCAUUAUCAGUGUAUUUUUAACAAAUGAUUCAAGUGAUUACUGUAGUUUGAGUUAUUCCUUUUGCUUCCAUUGCCCAUGAUAGAUUCAGGGACAUUUUUUAGAAAUAACCAGCAAAGAACAUGCAUUUGAUAGUAUGGUGUGUGCCAAGCUGGGAAAUACCUCUUAUUUUUUAUGAAUAUUGUGCAUACGUCAGUGUGUUUAUGAUGCAUUACUUGCUGUGGGGUAAGAUCAAAAGGGGUUGUUAGAGGAACCAAGCAGGAAAAGGAAAACAAUCAGCUAGAUAAGGAAUGGCCCAGCAAAACACAGUAGCCAGGUUAUUAGUUGUAAAGAAGCAACUUAUCUGGUGCCAAUAAGGUUACACAGCUGCUUUGUCAAGGCUGAUGAGAGAGAGAGCUGAAAAGACUCGGUCAGUUAAAGGAUUUGCUCUGCUGAAAGAGAUGGGGAGAAAGGAAUCCUCAGCAGACUGAGGCUGACAGGCUGAUAGAGUGAGAGGGUCUGUGAAGAUGCGAACUGACUCUCAGAAGCGGGGUCUGGAAUAAGCUGGACCUACCUCAGCUAUGCAUAGAAAGGCUGCGCGUCGGUAAGUCAGGAUACAUAUAGGACACUUUUUUGCUUUAAUCCCUUUUCCUAAAUGCUGAGUUCCCUUUGGCAA
Messenger RNA from Mauremys mutica (yellowpond turtle), 6553 nucleotides. It is a transcript of the gene TMEM65, whose product is annotated as transmembrane protein 65. NCBI's taxonomy places the organism in Eukaryota, Metazoa, Chordata, Testudines, Geoemydidae. Bases 359 to 1108 code for a protein of 249 amino acids. The transcript has 7 exons. Gene Ontology annotation, cellular component: mitochondrion. The record is from RefSeq and is a predicted model, not a curated record. Gene Ontology annotation, biological process: cardiac ventricle development; regulation of cardiac conduction.